AUGGCCAUGGCAUUUCCCCUCAUGAUACUCACACUAAUCUUCUUGCAGCCAGCACCUGUGCUCGCUGCUCCUUCCCUUCCUAGCAACAAUGGCACUGACCUCGCCGCGCUGCUCGAGUUCAAGGCGCAGCUCUCCGAUCCUAUUGGCAUUCUUGGACAAAACUGGACAACCGCCACAUCCUUCUGCCACUGGGUUGGCGUCUCUUGCAGUCGGCGUCGGCAGCGCGUCACCGCUCUCGUGCUACCAGGCAUGCCGCUCCAAGGGUUGGUCUCCCCAUAUCUUGGUAAUCUCUCUUUCCUCCAUGUCCUAAACCUCACCAACACAAACCUCACAGGAUCCAUCCCACCUGAUAUUGGAAGGUUGAGUCGUCUGGUCGUUCUUGAUCUUGGCCUUAACGGAUUGUCAGGCAUCAUCCCUCGUACAAUAGGAAACCUCACAAAGCUAAACUCCCUUGUUCUAGUAAAGAACGAUCUCUCUGGGAAAAUACCGCAUGAUUUGCACAACUUGGGCAAUCUUAGGCACAUACAGCUUGGGACAAACUACUUAAGUGGCAUAAUACCAAAUCAAUUGUUCAACAACACGCCUCUGUUAGUUGGUCUUGGCUUUGGGAACAACAGCCUAUCAGGGCCAAUACCACCCGGUAUUGCUUCCUGUCCCAUGCUUGAGUACCUCAACUUGCAGGCAAAUCAGCUUUCUGGUCCGGUACCUCCAACAAUUUUCAACAUGUCCAAAUUACAGAUUAUGAGCCUCGUGGGCAAUCGGUACUUAACAGGAUCCAUCCCUAGCAAUCAAAGCUUUAGUUUGCCCAUGUUGCAACGGUUCCUGGCAAUUCCAAGUGAGCUCAGCAAUUUGACUAUGCUCAGUGUGCUUGACCUCUCACGUUGUAGUCUGAGUGGAAAGAUUCCGGAUGAAUUAGGACAAAUGAGUCAACUCACGCUUUUACACCUUUCAGAAAAUCAACUGACAGGGUCCUUUCCAGCUUUUGUUGGUAACCUAUCCCAACUGUCUAGACUAUUACUAGAAUCAAACUAUUUAACUGGACCAGUCCCAACAUCUAUUGGGGACCUCAGGGCCCUUGAGUGGUUUGAUAUUGGAAGCAAUCCUCUUGAGGGAACACUUGAUUUCUUGGCCACUUUCUCCAACUGCAGACAACUCCGAUACCUUGCCAUAUACAACUGUUCGUUCACCGGGAUCAUUCCUGAUCACAUUGGAAACCUCUCUAGAAGCUUGACACACUUUGAUGCAGGCACUAAUCAUUUAACUGGCGGUUUCCCAGCACCAAUAUCAAAUCUAAGUGAUCUAAAAGUAAUAAUCCUUUAUGAAAACCAAUUAAGAGGCCUAAUCCCUGAAUCCAUAACACUAUUGAAGAAUCUCGAGGCACUUGAUCUAACCGGGAAUAGCCUUUUUGGCUCAAUCCCAUCACAAAUUGGUACCUUAAAUAGAUUGCACAUAUUAUCUCUCCAAGAAAAUAAUUUUUCUGGUGCCAUCCCAAAUGGUAUUGGUAAUCUAAGUAUGCUAGAAAUCAUUUCACUAGCAUAUAACCAGCUGUCUUCAACCAUACCUGAAAGCUUAUUCCACCUCAGUAACCUUCGUCAAUUAUUUCUAUCUAACAACUCCGUCACCGGUGAAUUGUACUCUGAUCUUGGUUCCAUGGAAGCAAUAGACACGGUAGAUAUAUCUGCCAACAGCUUGGUUGGUAGCCUUCCGACUUCAUUUGGACAACAUGGACUGUUAAGCUACCUUGAUCUAUCACACAACAAGCUGCAAGGUACAAUCCCAGAAUCUUUCAAAAAGUUAGUUAACCUAGGGGCAUUGGACCUAUCUUUAAACAACCUUUUUGGUACUAUUCCGAAGUAUCUGGCCAACUUUACUUUUCUGACUAGCUUGAACCUCUCUUUCACUAAGUUCCAAGGUGAAAUACCAGAUGGAGGUAUUUUCUCAAAUAUCAGUGCGGAAUCUUUGAUGGGAAAUGCCGGAUUGUGUGGUGCCCUGCGUCUUGGAUUUUCACCAUGCCUUGGCGAUUCUCACCCAACCAACAGACACUUGCUAAGAUUUGUGCUCCCGACUGUCAUAAUAACACUUGGGGUUAUAACAAUUGUCUUAUGCCUAAUGUUCAGAAAGAAAAAUAAGCAGCAGCCAAAUGUUACGACUUCUCUUGGUAUGGCUGAUCUGACCAGCCAUAGAUUAGUAUCCUACCAUGAGAUUGUUCGUGCCACUGAAAAUUUCAACAUGGACAACCUUGGAGUUGGAAGUUUUGGCAAAGUUUUCAACGGCAAACUGGAUGAUGGUUUGGUGGUCGCAAUAAAAGUGCUCAACAUGCACUUUGAGCAGGCCGUGAGGAGCUUUGAUACUGAAUGCCAAGUGUUGCGGAUGGCUCGGCAUCGCAACUUGAUACAGAUACUGAAUACCUGUUCCAACUUGGAUUUCAGAGCUCUGCUGCUCCAGUACAUGCCCAAUGGUAGCUUGGAGGCACAAUUGCACUCUGGAAAUAGUGAACCACUAGGAUUCAUCAAAAGACUGGACAUUAUGCUUGGCGUGUCGGAGGCAAUGGAGUAUCUGCACCAUCAUCACGGUCAAGUUGUCCUACACUGUGACCUGAAGCCUAGCAAUGUGUUAUUUUAA
Molecule: messenger RNA, 2622 nt
Organism: Triticum urartu
Lineage: Eukaryota; Viridiplantae; Streptophyta; Magnoliopsida; Poales; Poaceae
Source: RefSeq, a predicted model, not a curated record